This is a messenger RNA of Geodia barretti, 3330 nucleotides long. Lineage: Eukaryota; Metazoa; Porifera; Demospongiae; Tetractinellida; Geodiidae. The record is from the annotation of a GenBank genome assembly.
GAGCCCCUAUUGUACAGUCGGAUGACAACGGCCCCUAACGGAAUGUUCAGUAGUGAAUUUACACUAUCUUACUUAGCGGUCGAUUGACGGGAGGUGUGAAAGUGAAGUCUGGUAGACGCGUUAGGUUGGACAUCCGAUGGUUGGCUGUAGCUCUCGCUACCGUGCUGGUGGUAACGCUCGCAUGUGCCGCUGAGGUGAGGGAAGUUCCGGUUGAGAGGAUCGUCACACAAGAGGUGGUCAAGACCGUAGAGGUGCCUGGCGCGACCGUCAUCAAAGAGGUGGUCAAGACUGUUGAGGUGCCUGGCGCGACCGUCAUCAAAGAGGUGGUCAAGACUGUUGAGGUGCCUGGCCAGACCGUUAUCCAAGAGGUGGUCAAGGAAGUGCCGCGAGAGAUCGUCAGGGUGGAGCGCGUUGGCGGUGCCGAGGGCGAGAUCAUCGUCGUCAUAGAAGGAAUACCGGCAGUGAGCGGCUGGACAAGCAACUGCGGGAGCGGAUGCUAUUGGACCACCCUUAUGAAUGUUACCGAGACGCUUCUCCACGGUGGCAAGACGCCAACGGCCUACCAGCAUACCGCGGCAAGGUGGUCGAAUCUUGGGAGUACGCUCCCGACUUCAGCUACAUUGACUGGACUGUGAAGCGUGGCAACCACUUCCACCAAGGGUUUGGCGAGGUAACUGCAGAGGACGUGCUCUAUACCUAUAACGAAGGUGACCCGCGCUUCGCCUCCGAAGAGACGAAAGCCUUGGCCGAGUCCGUAGGUGUCGGCACGGUGGCUCACAGAGGCCUUCCGGAGCCGUGGAUGGGCAAGCUCGAGCUCUUGGACCAGUUCAAGUUCCGGAUGCCGCUGUUGAACGGGCGACCUGAGGUCAACGGCCUGUUCCAGUUCACUGAUGACUCGUACCCUGUCGGCAUCUACAGCAAGCGGGCGUUCGAAGAGAUGGGGUGGGAGUGGGUACGCGACAAUAUCGUCGGCUCUGGACCAUACGAGUAUGAAGAGAUGGACUCGGACGUGAAGUGGUCCAUGAUCGCCAGGAACGAUCCCGAGAACGAGGACGAGAAGAUUCCAUUCGUCUACAGGUGGGAGAUUCUAAACAUACCGGACGAGAAUGUACGACUGGCAAUGUACAAGGGCGGCCAGGCCCACAGGGCAUGGUUCGACACUCCCGCAAUUGGCAUCGACCUGUUGAAUGAAGGCCACAGCAAGACGGUUCCAAAUGGCGGGAAGGCCUCGGUGCUCUUCACCUUCAUGGGGAACUACUGGGAAUCUGUAGAAGGACAGACCGGCGAGCCCCUGGAGAGAGAGGCGAGAGGCCAGAUAGGAAAUGGUGGGGACGAAUACCCCUGGAUAUGCCCGCCGGGACCAAAUCCGAUGAUGCCCGAGGUCAGCGACUGCAACAACGUCGCCAAGAAGUUCAGGCGUGCCAUGUUCAUGGGCAUAGAUAGAAGAAGCCUGCUCACGGCACUCUACGGCGGUCGAGGCAGUUUGCUGUUGUCGCCGAACGCGAACUUGGGCGACCCGUUCAUUCUGAAGCAUGGCGACCGCUGGGGUGACGCAUACAACCCUGAUGCGGCGAAGGCGCUGUUUGAAGAGUGGAAGUCUGAAUACACGGCGAUGGGCGGCAAUUCGGACAAGGUCAAAGUGAGCGCUUGGAUCGGCACGAGUGGCAGAAAGGAAGUAACCGAGGCUGUCCUCAGCCACUGGGAGUCUCUGUUCGGAAUAAAGUGGGAGAUGGACAACACUCCGCAGGCUUCUUGGGCUCCCGGAGCUUGGCGAGGCCGUGAGGGAUGGCAGCUCGUUCGUGAUGCUGCGCUCACCUAUCGCGGAAACUCGAUGCUGUGGGACGUCGAGCGGUGGCACACAUCCCUCGGCCAGCCCGGAUCACGCAAUGAGGGUACGGAGUUACUAAAGGCCACCGAGACUAUUCUCGACAAGGGUGAGGCUUGGAACGAUCCGGCAAAGCAGGAGCAACUCACCUUGGAUUGGAUGGACUGGUUCUACGACCAGCAUAUUGCAACCGGUGUACUGGAGGGCCAAAACGUUACCGAUCUGUACCGUUCGGACUACAUCGAGACAUGGACUACCCGUGUUCCCGGUGUUCCGUGGAUCCUCUGGGACCCCGAGUACGUGACCUUGAGGAAGUAGGAAUCUGAGUCGCUCUUGCGGGGCAUCGACUAACAAUCGACUUUGACUCGAAGAGCCACACUUUCAUACGGACGGAGGGGGCCGUGGGUUCCCUCCUCCCGUCCGUUACCGCGUGAUGAUUGGCAGGGCUUCUCCCGUCCGACAAGGUUACUGAUCACCUUGAAGAAGUGCGUCGCUGGUCUGACGUCAUUGGGUGAAAGCUGGGAGGUACCGCAAUCACUAGGUACAUAAUCCGCCGUGCCUACAUGUCGCUAUUUGCACUCGUCGGCGCGACCAUAGUCAUCUUCGCAGGGUCUCGGUACCUGGUGGACCCUGUCAUGGCUUAUCUGGCCCCGGUGGACAAUAUGGAUGACGCGUCCUCCUUCACUCCCGAGCAAUUGGAAGGCGCGAGAAAGAAGCUCAGGCUGGAUAGACCGGUGCCGGUGCAGUACGUGCUCUGGGUGUGGGACGUUCUUCACGGAAACCUCGGCAAUGAUAUCGUAGAUACUCAACGCCCCAUCGCGCAGAAGUUGCGGAAAAAGUUCCCACACACGCUCCAGAUAGCCGUGCCCGCUUACAUACUUGCCGCGCUGGUAGGCAUUCCCAUAGGGGUACUCUCGGCGGUGACGCGGGGAUCCGCGUGGGACAUGGGGGGACGUAUGUUUGCCGCCAUCGGAUCGGCGGUCCCGGAAUUCUGGAUCGCCGUGGUAGCUAUCCUCAUAUUUGGUCUUUACUUGGACGUGCUCCCUAUGGCCGGAAAGGGUGAGGGGAUUGCCUAUCGAAACUAUAUUUUGCCGGUAUCGAUAAUGGGUCUCACCUCCACCGCGGGCUACGUACGCAUCGUGCGCUCCACCAUGCUGGAGGUGCUUGACUCAGAGUUCGUCAAGCUGGCUCGCGCCAAAGGAGUCAGCGAGCGAACAAUUAUCUGGAAACAUGCCCUCAGAAACGCGCUGCUUGCUCCCCUUACUGUGGCCGGCCUCAUGCUUGUCGGGUUCAUAACCGGCUCUGUAGCGGUCGAGGUAGUAUUCGCAUGGCCCGGAAUUUCGGCUUGGGCGGUGCAGGCGGUGCUCCAAAACAACCUUCCUGUUGUGGUAGCUACGACCCUGGUCUUCACCUGCCUAUACAUUGGUGCUUCAUUCAUAGUCGACAUCCUUUACGGGUUCCUGGAUCCCCGUAUCCGUUACUCCUAAGGCGAGCGAUAUGUCCUC